Molecule: messenger RNA, 1494 nt
Organism: Kalmanozyma brasiliensis GHG001
Lineage: Eukaryota; Fungi; Basidiomycota; Ustilaginomycetes; Ustilaginales
Product: Polynucleotide kinase 3 phosphatase
Exons: 1
Coding region: 1-1494 (497 amino acids)
Biological process (GO): DNA repair
Molecular function (GO): polynucleotide 3'-phosphatase activity; ATP-dependent polydeoxyribonucleotide 5'-hydroxyl-kinase activity; double-stranded DNA binding
Source: RefSeq, a predicted model, not a curated record
AUGAAGCGAACGCUCGCGCAGCAAACCGAUGCGGGGGCGGCGAAGAAGCAGCGCGAUGAGUCAGACGACGACGAGCCAGUACUUCCCACCAGACCUUCGAGCUCGACCGGUCCGCCGCCACAAGCAUCGUCUUCAAGCAGCAUGGAACAGGCGAUCAAGAAGCCAACCGCGACCCUUGCCUCGAUCUUUCAGCCACGGACCGCCAGCUCCAGUGCAUCGGCGAAUGGAGCCUCUUCCUCUAGCGCUAAGCUCAAAUGGCUGGACUCGAUCGGGGCCAACAAGACCUGUCUACACGGUGUGUACGGGGAUCCGCAGCCAAGUUCAAAAGUCGCCUUCUACGAUCUCGACGGCACCAUUGUCCGGCCGAAGAACGGGAAGACAUUUCCAAGCAAGACGGACGAGUACGACUUUGACUUCCUGUUCUCGUCUCCACCCCGGGCAGGUAGCCUGUCGGUCAUACAGCGCAUACGGAAUCAGCACGCAGAAGGAUUUACCGUCGUCGUCAUCACCAAUCAGAAGCAAACCGCCUACUCGGCCAAGUCGGGCCUCGCGACAUGGAAGAAGAAGAUGGGGCAUAUCGCCGCUGCAAUCGACGUGCCGAUGCGCGUGCUGGCCGCACUAGGCGACGAUGAAUAUCGCAAACCGCGGUUGGGGAUGUGGACGGAGUUCGUGGCGAGAUGGAAUGGCGGCGUGGAGGUGGAUCUGAAGGAGAGCUUCUUCGUGGGCGACGCGGCGGGGCGCAAGAAAUAUCGAGACCAUCAGGACACGGACUUGAAAUGGGCGCUCAAUGCAGGUCUAGGCUUCUACACGCCGGAGGAGUAUUUCUUGGCGAAAGACAAGGAGUAUGAAAUCCCAAUGCGUCCCUGGUCGCCGUCGUCUGUCAUCCCUGGUCCGUCGCUGAAAGGCCUCGUUGCCGAGCCGGAGGACGAUGUGGUCACCGUCGAACUUUCCUCGAUAGACGAUCCAAACGUGGCACGAACGAUACUCGGCGACCAAAGUGCGCCCGAGAUCGUCCUCUUCGUCGGCGCCCCGGCGUCGGGCAAGACGUUUCUUUUCAACCGCAUCUUCGAGCCCGCCGGACACGUUCACGUCAAUCAAGACACUCUCCGCUCUCGUGACAAGUGCCUGCGCGCCGUGCGCGACACGCUAUCCUCCGACCUCUCGUGCGUGGUCGACAACACAAAUCGCGACCGUGCAACAAGGAAACACUACAUCGACCUCGCGCGGACUCUCGGCGUGCGCAUACGAUGCAUCUACUUUGACGUUCCGAAGCAUGUUUGCGUACACAACAAUCACUUUCGCGCACACCACGGACCGACAAGCGGAAAAGAGAAGAAGCGGUCCUUGCUGCCAUUUACAGCGAUAGAGAGCUGGUUUAAGGAUCGACAGCCGCCGAGGCGGGAGGAGGGGUUCGAUGCGGAGGUGGUCAGGGUGAGGUGGGGUUGGAGUGGCGAUGAGGAGGUGAAGAGACGGUGGGGGAUGUAUUAUCAUUGA